This is a messenger RNA of Numida meleagris (helmeted guineafowl), 2289 nucleotides long. RefSeq names its product dimethylaniline monooxygenase [N-oxide-forming] 5-like. The transcript is spliced from 9 exons. Gene Ontology annotation, molecular function: N,N-dimethylaniline monooxygenase activity; flavin adenine dinucleotide binding; NADP binding. Bases 682 to 2289 code for a protein of 535 amino acids. Lineage: Eukaryota; Metazoa; Chordata; Aves; Galliformes; Numididae. The record is from RefSeq and is a predicted model, not a curated record.
AGCCCUCCAAAGCUCCAACUGCAGGGUCUUCCCUGUGCUUCCACAGACACCUGCUCUCCCUUCAUGCCUGCUGUCACUUGUCACCCAUUGCUCUUCAGAGCACUGGCACUUGUAACAGUGGGGGGGACUAGUGCUCCCUGCCGGGCUUGCCCCAUGGCGCCCUAGUAAGGUGCGGCAAGUGCAGCGGGAUGCAUGGCAUCGGUCAUGGACUGAGCAGGGCAGGGGCAGAGUCCAGAGCUUGGGGACUUUUGGCCCCUCUUCCCACUGCCAAGGGGCAGUGCAAUGGCAAGCUGUGCAGCUGUUUCGCAGCACGGCUAGAAACCAGCACGUCUUAGUGCAAUCAGGGCUGGGCUGAUCCCAGAGGAGGCAAAAGUCCAAGGGAGUGAUUGAUUUUACAGCACGCAUGUCAUGGGGCUGGGCUGCCCCUCACCCCCUUGCCAGAUCCAGACACCCCAACAGCGUUCCCCCGCAGGGUGUCCCCUCACAGGGCUCCCUGGCUGAGCACUGGGGCAGCUCCUGGCGCAAGCUGCUGACGGAAAAGCGAAGCGCCAGAGCGAGCCGUGCGCUGGCUUCCUGCCCCACAGCCCCUGUGGGAGGAGUGACGGCGGGGGGGUAGGCCACUCACCGCCAUACGCCAUAAAUCCAGGCUGCGCUGAUUGCGGCAAAGGGUCGGAGGGCGGCAUGGCGAGGCGAGUGGCCAUCAUCGGUGGAGGCAGCAGCGGGCUGUGUGCCAUCAAAGCCUGCCUGGAUGAAGGGCUGGAGCCCGUCUGCUUUGAGAGAAGCGGGGACAUCGGGGGGCUAUGGAGGUUUGAGGAGCAGCCCGAGGAGGGCCGCGCCAGCAUCUACCGCUCUGUCAUCAUCAACACUUCCAAGGAGAUGAUGUGCUUCAGUGACUUCCCCAUCCCCGAUGACUUCCCCAACUACAUGCACCACUCCAAGAUCAUGGAGUACUUCCGCAUGUACGCCCGGCACUUCGACCUGCUCCGACACAUCCGCUUCAGGACCAGUGUGUGCCGUGUGACCAAGCGCCCCGACUUCGCCGCCACGGGCUGCUGGGAGGUGGAGACCGAGAGCGAGGGCAAGCAGGAGUCAGCCAUCUUCGACGCCGUGUUGGUGUGCACUGGGCACCACACCGAUGCACACCUCCCACUGCACGCCUUCCCUGGCAUUGAGAAGUUCAAGGGCCGCUACCUCCACAGCCGUGACUACAAGGAACCCCGGGAAUUCAUGGACAAGAGGGUCGUUGUCAUUGGGAUUGGGAAUUCAGGGUCAGACCUGGCCGUGGAGAUCAGCCAGACAGCCAAGCAGGUCUUCCUCAGCACCCGCCGAGGUGCGUGGAUCUUGAACCGCGUUGGACAGCAGGGGUACCCCAUUGACACCAUCUUCACCACUCGCAUGAAGUCAUUCUUGCAGCACCUGAUGACCUCCUCCAUGGCGAGCGACUACGCAGAGAAGCAGCUGAACAUGAGAUUUGACCACGUAAACUAUGGCCUGAAGCCAAAUCACAGGGUCCUCGACCAGCACCCGACCAUUAACGACGACCUGCCCAAUCGCAUCAUUUCAGGCAGGGUGCGGGUAAAGCCGAACAUCAAGCAGUUCACAGAGACAUCUGCCAUCUUUGAGGACGGCACUAGGGAAGACAUCGAUGCUGUGGUCUUUGCCACAGGGUACAGCUUCUCCUUCCCCUUCCUUGAGAGCUACGUAAAGGUGGUGGAGAACCAGGUUUCUCUCUACAAAUAUGUGUUCCCUGCUGACCUGGAGAAGCCGACGCUGGCUUUCAUUGGCUACAUCCAGCCUCUGGGAGCCAUCAUGCCCAUCUCAGAGAUGCAGUGUCGCUGGGCCACCCGAGUCUUCAAGGGGCUGAACAAACUGCCACCGAGGCAUGACAUGGAGGCUGACAUCAAGCACAAGAGAGAGGAGAUGGCCAAGCGGUACGUGGCCAGCCGGCGGCACACCAUCCAGGUGGACUACAUUCCCUACAUGGACGAGCUCGCCUGCCAGCUGGGCGUCAAGCCCAAUCUGCCAGUGCUCUUCCUCACUGACCCGAAGCUGGCCCUGGAGGUGCUGCUGGGGCCCUGCACGCCCUACCAGUACCGCCUGCAGGGCCCAGGUGCAUGGCAGGGUGCCCGGGCAGCCAUCUUGACCCAGCAGCAGCGCGUUGACCAGCCCCUGCGGGGUGCAACUGGGCACUCAGGGCCACGCGGCAGCUCUGUGCCACACAUCUUCAAGGUCUUCUUCAGCCUCGGACUGAUUGUGGCCACACUUAUCUACGUCUCGCUGUCCCCUUAG